Solanum pennellii is the source of this 674-nucleotide messenger RNA. Its product is annotated as cytochrome B5-like protein. The coding region runs from base 154 to 513 and encodes 119 amino acids. Gene Ontology annotation, molecular function: heme binding. NCBI's taxonomy places the organism in Eukaryota, Viridiplantae, Streptophyta, Magnoliopsida, Solanales, Solanaceae. The record is from RefSeq and is a predicted model, not a curated record. The transcript has 6 exons. Gene Ontology annotation, cellular component: membrane; intracellular membrane-bounded organelle.
CAUUAAUAAUAUUUUACAUCGUCUUCAUUGGCUAUAUUAUAUAUGUAUAUAAUAUAUAUAUACACACACUCAGUGCUUUUGGUUCUUCGUUUAAUCUUCCUUCUUGCUGGAAUUUGUUUUUUUUUUGUGCAUUUUUGAGCUAAAAUUUGAGAUAUGGAGAUUAUUUUGGCGACAGUAGUGUUGGGUAUCUUGCUAGCUGUGUUCAUUGUGAUACCUCGACUGCGGAGUAAAUCUGUUCCGCAGAAAAGAAAGGUUGCCUCAAAUGCUCAGAACAAGGCAGUCAAAUCGUAUAGCAAAGCUGAAGUUGCACGGCAUAACAAGAGAACUGAUUGCUGGAUUAUUAUCAAAGAUAAGGUGUUUGAUGUUACCUCGUAUGUCGAAGAACACCCAGGGGGUGAUGCCAUCCUAGAUCAUGCUGGUGAUGAUUCAACUGAAGGUUUCUAUGGGCCACAACAUGCUACGCGAGUAUUUGAGAUGAUUGAUGACUUCUGCAUCGGAGAUCUAGAAAUAUAAAUGAUAACUUCCAUAGAUUGAUUACGAAUUGUUCAUGUGAUGAAAAAACUCGAGGAGCUUGUGUUACCUCAUAAUAAAGCAUCGAUUGGUAUUUGUUAUUUCAUAUUAUCUAUGAUAUAAUCCAUCUUCCAAAGGGAAAAGGUACUCUCUUUACUUUUUUA